Messenger RNA from Planococcus citri (citrus mealybug), 5077 nucleotides. RefSeq lists its product as uncharacterized. The transcript is spliced from 7 exons. The coding region runs from base 211 to 2004 and encodes 597 amino acids. The record is from RefSeq and is a predicted model, not a curated record. NCBI's taxonomy places the organism in Eukaryota, Metazoa, Arthropoda, Insecta, Hemiptera, Pseudococcidae.
UUACUAAGUUGGUGCAUGUGAAUCGUGAAACGAAUUAAUACGAUGUCUUUUGUUAACACAGCAGGAUGGCUGGCAAGAUUAUGAACAUUUGAUGCGAUUUUUUUUCGCUCGAACCAAUCAAAUGAAAAAUAAUUCAGGGUUCAAGACAGUUCUUUGAACAUACGAAGUUUUCGUACUGAUCAAAUCAUUAAAUUUAGUUCCUCAUUCAAUAUGAGUUCAAGAUCCAAAGCAUUUUUCUUAAUUUUGCUCACAUUGGAAGCGAUAAUUUCGACUCAAGCGCAAGCCCAACUGAAUUACGAAAACGAUGUGACAAAACAAGUAGAUGACUGGAUCGCUAGAUUAUUCAAAAUUACCAAGGAAUCGAUGAAGAAACUAUUCAGCAGGAUAUCAACAACAACAUUGAACGAUUUUAGUUUCGAUAUCGAUCAAGAAAUCCCACCAUUGGGCAACAAGUUUCAUUUUCGCGAUGUUUACAUGAACGUGAGCGAAUUCAGAUCACCGCAGCUUGACUGGAGGUUUUCCGAAAAUAAAAUGAUCAUAUUUUUGAGUGAAUUUACCGUCAGAAUGCUCGGAUAUCUUCUGAAACCAUCUAAUGCACAUUAUACCGGAUUUGACACCCAUCUUGAUUUGGAAAACAUCUCAUUCACUUUCGCCCUGAAUGCUGAUGAGAAAAUUUCACAAGAUUUCAGGCAAAAUGAAAGCUGGUUAUGGUAUAGCGUUGAUGCAAAAUGGAGAGCACGUUUUUACGAAUUCGACGAAUAUGAAUAUUCGCCGCAUGAUAAAAGAAACGAAUUAGAAAAAGAACUUUUGCCCGCAGCUGUCGCUCUGCUGCGUGAAAAUUUAAACCGAAACCCACAAUUUGCCGAUAGUUUGCGAACCAUUUUCGCAAUUUACAGCGACCGUAGAAAAUCUCUCGUUAAAAUGCAUCCCGAUUUCUUCACCAUGCGAGAUAAAUAUUACUACCUUAUCCCGAAUAUACCAUUUUUCUGUUUCAAUUUGAAAAAAGUCAUCAUCCAAGGAUUAUGGAACCUGGAAUUGUUCAAAGUCAACAAAGGAAAUGCAGCAAAAAUUGUGAUAAAAGACGUUCACGGAAGCUUGAACUUGGAUUUUGGCACUUCGCAAGAAACCCCUCUCGAAUUAAAGUUUAAAAUCGAUCUCAUCUCUUUGUCGGUACAAUACGAGACACUUGUAAGUGUGGACGCGAGAUCUUACAGCGUUAGUAGAGACGAUUCGUUUUUACCUUAUCGACAAUCAACUCUGAUCAUGCAGCAGCUCGAAAUGGCUAUCGCUCAGGCGCUAUUAUUUGUAUCAUUUAAAGAAUUUUCCUGGUCCGAAAACCAACUAUCUAAAAUUGAAGAAAUCGAAUCUCCAAUAAGAGAAAUCCUGAAUAAAAACUCGGAUAAAUCCGAUUGGCAAGCUUUCAAACAAACGCUCAGAGAAUGGAUACCAUUCAACGAUGAUUACAUCGGCAAUCACACAGAAUCAUACAACUACUAUAUUUCAUUUCCAAACGUGACAGUUAAUCUCAUUUCGAAAAUUCCUUACCCCGAAGAAAUCCAAUGUGAAUUUCCCGAUAAUCUGAAAAUGACUCAUGAAAUUAAGGCUAAACCAAUACGAAAGCUACGUUUGAGUAAUAAACAAGGCAACGGAAUCGAUAUAAAUUUCCACGCUAAUGCCACAUCCAUUAGUUUUUCUCAAAUCAAGCCCAAUGCAACCGAAGGCAACAGCAGCUGCGAAUUUCAAAUAUAUAAUAACGAAGAUAUCAGGGUCCAAUUACAGCUAGAAAAAAACACCAGUCUAAGCAAAGAUGAACUGGAACUGAAGCAGAAAAUCGACGCAACGUUGAUUUCAAUGGCGAAGGAAAGGGUUACUCAAAACAUCAAGUCUGUGGUUUGUUUUCCAUUCAAAGUAUGCUCUCAAACGAAACGAAUGGUCGAUGGAUUUUUAAUACGAUUCGUCGACAAUGUGUUGGAAAAAUGUUCGUUGCAAAGAAUCCCGAAAUGAAGAGAAUCCAUCACAUACAUAGUUGAUAAUUUUUCGUCAAAAUUCUUGGAUGUGCACUUGAGCCUUUGUAAAAAACGACGCGUUAUUUUUUAAUGGGUCAUUCCAUGCCAAAUCGGCGGAUUUUUGCACGAGGGGUCUUCGAUUUUUUUCAAAAUCAGAUCAUUUGUAGAGGUCAUCAAACGAUGACGAAUGACGCAAACCGGACAUUUUUUCGAUUUUUUUUUGACUGAGCUGUGGCGCUUCAAAGUUCUCCAAAAUGGCCGAAAAUGGAAAAUUUCAGUUGCGAAUUGCUCCGGUUGUACGUGGUAUAGAAUUUUGAACUUUUUUUCAAAUUGUAGUACUUUGAGAGGGUAAUCGACGAGUGAUGUCAAAAUCAGUGUUGCCACUUUCAAAAACCUAAAAAAAUCGAUUUUAAAACUUAUAAUUUAAAUAUAACCACGAUGUCCGCCAGUAAAAAUUCUAAAAAAAUUCUCAGUUUUAGUCCUUUUUAUGUAGAAUGACAUAUCAAAAAAUUGGACUGGCAUCUUUUUUCAUUUUCGAGGAAAAAAAAUUUCAAGUUUUACGAUUGCAGAAAAAGUACCAUCAGAAACCUAAAAAAUGAAAAUUUUUGCAUUUUUGAAAUAUUUUACCAAUGUGUAGACGAUAAUGUGAAUAAAAUCCCUCUCCCCCCAAUUUGUCGACAAAUUGACGAAAAAUGCGUAUAUUUCACUCUUGGAAUAAAAAUUUAUAGCACGAAAAAUGUCAAUUCGUUAACAAGGGGGGGGGCUGGGGAGGGGGAUUUUAUUCACAUUAUCGUCUACACAUUGGUAAAAUAUUUCAAAAAUGCAAAAAUUUUCAUUUUUUAGGUUUCUGAUGGUACUUUUUCUGCAAUUGUAAAACUUGAAAUUUUUUCAAAAUUCUAUACCACGUACAACCGGAGCAACUCGCAACUGAAAUUUUCCAUUUUCGGCCAUUUUGGAGAACUUUGAAGCGCCACAGCUCCGUCAAAAAAAAAUCGAAAAAAUGUCCGGUUUGCGUCAUUCGUCAUCGUUUGAUGACCUCUACAAAUGAUCUGAUUUUGAAAAAAAUCGAAGACCCCUCGUGCAAGAAUCCGCCGAUUUGGCAUGGAAUGACCCAAUGAAAUUAGAUCCCUUGAAAUUUUUUUUCAUCAAUUCCUCUCUAUCAAUUUUUUAGAGCUUCGCACCAGACAAAUUGCAUUUCAUUUUUUUUAAAACUCUGACAUGCUCACAAGAAAAAAUUUCCACACAACAGAAUUAGAAAGAAACUGGUUAAUGCGUCGGGAGGGGUUCUCAAUUUUGAACAAAAAAAUCAUUCUCAAAUUCAAAAACUCCUCCCCACCCCUUCCUCCAAAAAAAGCUUAUGAUCAACAAAACUUCAAUGUUUUGAAUUUUGGAAAACAUUUCUGAAAUAAAAUUCACAAUAAAACGUUAACAUCACUUUUCAAAAAGAAAAGUUCUGUUCUUCUUAAAACUGAAUUUUCAUAAAAGAAACUUUAAGAAAUGUUGAGCUUUCAUUAAAAAUUUAGGCCCAAAUUUCAAUCAAUCGGAGAACUUUCUUAGUUUUCUCCUUUCUGAAAUUCUGACUCACAUUCCAAAAUGAAUACAUUUCAAAAUCGGAUCCUCCCUCCGAACGUCUUGCUUUAUUUCAAUAUAUUAAUUUCAAACGUAAUAUCACAAUCUAUGUAAUUUUUCAGCCCAAUCUUUGGCAUAAAAAUUUUUGAAAUUAAUCCACAUAAUAUGUAGAAUUUAGCACAAUAGAGUACAAUUUUUGAAGAUAUCAACACCGCAUUAAAAAAUUUGAAACUUCUACGAAAAUGGAAAAUUUUCCAUAAUAUCUAAGUACUUACGUAUAUCAAUUUUGAUAUACCAAUAAUUGCAUCCUAUGUUAGAACUGUCAGAAGCAAUUUCUUGCUUGGGUUACAUUAAAAGAUUACACCGCAUCAAAAAUCCAAUCUUACUUAUCAAUCAGGGUGGGCUCUACUUUGAAAUUUUGCUUUUUCAAACUCUCGACCCACCGGACUCCCAAGUUGUUGGAUUUUAUUGGAAAAUGAUACCCUACACUUUCAUUUUCCCUUGAACCCUUCCCUCCAAAUGUGCUGAAAGCCCCCCUCUUCUUAAUGAAAAAUCCCAAAUUAUCCAAAAUUUUCUCAUUAAUGCGUAAGCGUUAAAAAUUUUGUCCCCUUUUCAGAAAAAAAACUUUCUUCAGCCCCCAUGUUUGGUUUUCUUGCAUGGAACAUAUAUCCCCCUCUCCCUCAAAAAUUAAAGUCUAUCAAAUUUUGUUGAAGAUUUCCCAUUCCUCAGAACCCCUUUUUCAAGAAAUAAUCUUCGCCAGUCUCUCAAACAAUGUUAAUCCCCCCGCAUGGUGCGCAAUGAGGUCUGUAUGAUUUUGUUGAAAAUUUUUCAUUUUUCGUCAGAAUUCUUUCCAAAGACCACAUUUUCAAAAAAAAAACUUCCUUCGUCGGGCAAACAAUAAUUAUUCAUUUUUUUCAUUUCUCAUCUUUUUUUUCCAACUUUGGGAGCUACAUUUAAGCAGGGAUUUCCAGCCAGCCAAUAGCUAAAAUCCAAUAGCUGAUGCAAGCCAAUGGUAUUUAAGCCAAUAGCCAAAAGCCAGCUCAAUGAGAAAUUGCCAGCCAAUAGCAAAUAGCCAAAAACUAAUGAAUUUGAAAUGAUUUUCAAAUUUUUCAAUAACACUUUUUUUUUCAUACCUAUUUUUUUUUUUUUACUCACGACUCUCGUCUACACUCACUGAUACCACAGAAAUGAAAUUGUCCUUUUUAACAAUCAUCUACGCAUCAUAACGAGUAUUUUGAGGGGUCACAUGUACCUACUUUAGUUUUCGUAAGCCAAAAGCCAGCUAAUCGCCAGCAAAUGAAAUUUUGCCAGCCAAUGGCUAGCUUUAUUUAAGCUAAUGAAAAUUAGGAUAAAAGCUGAUGGAAAUCCCUGCAUUUAAGAUAUUUCAAAUCAAGAACGUUUUUCAUUCAAAGCUUUGUAGAUUAGUAUUUUUAUUUUUUAUGUUUUCAUUUUCUAGUAUUUUUGUGUUAAUUUUUUUAAGAAUAAUAAAUUUUUGUAAUUUA